Messenger RNA from Passer domesticus (house sparrow), 5497 nucleotides. RefSeq names its product family with sequence similarity 168 member A (gene FAM168A). Bases 192 to 899 code for a protein of 235 amino acids. Lineage: Eukaryota; Metazoa; Chordata; Aves; Passeriformes; Passeridae. Gene Ontology annotation, biological process: positive regulation of base-excision repair. The record is from RefSeq and is a predicted model, not a curated record. The transcript is spliced from 9 exons.
UUCCAGGCCUUCUGAUGCUCAUGUCUGACACAGCUGGAGAGGAGCAUGUCCAUCUUUCCAAUGGCAGCAAAAAAUCCACCCUCCACAAGAGCUCUGGAAUGCUGUGAAGACUCCCUGCCCAGGCACACUCCUCUCCGGAUUAUCUCCAUCCCAAGGAAGCUCGUAUCCAAGAGAGUUCCCGGUCUUCCACCAUGAAUCCUGUUUACAGCCCCGUCCAACCUGGGGCUCCCUACGGAAACCCGAAGAACAUGGCCUAUACAGGUUAUCCAACAGGCUAUCCCACUGCUGCUCCAGCCUACAAUCCCAACAUGUACCCAACCAGCAGCCCCGGCUACGCCCCAGCCACACUUCUGAUGAAGCAGGCCUGGCCCCAGACCUCCUCGUCCUGUGCCACCGAGGGCACCUUCCACCUCCCGGUGGACGCUGGCACCGAGAACAGAACCUACCAGGCUUCUUCUGCAGCUUUCAGGUACACCGCGGGGACUCCCUACAAGGUGCCACCGACCCAGAGCAACAACGCCCCUCCUCCCUACUCGCCGUCUCCAAACCCGUACCAAACCGCGAUGUACCCCAUCAGAAGUGCCUACCCACAGCAGAACCUGUACACCCAGGGAGCUUAUUACACCCAGCCCGUGUACGCGGCCCAGCCCCACGUCAUCCACCACACCACGGUGGUGCAGCCCAACAGCAUCCCCUCUGCCAUCUACCCGGCCCCGGUGGCCGCGCCCCGCACCAACGGCGUGGCCAUGGGCAUGGUGGCUGGCACCACCAUGGCAAUGUCAGCAGGAACCUUGUUGACCACCCCCCAACACACCGCCAUCGGAGCACAUCCAGUGUCCGUGCCAACGUACAGGGCUCAAGGAACCCCCACCUACAGCUACGUACCUCCACACUGGUAAACCACUGGCCAACCAUAUCCGGAGUCAAACAUUGUAUGCAACUACACAAGUCUUACAUCGGCGCUGCGGCCGCUGGGCUGCAGCGCCUCGUCUGUUUGCAAGAACAAAAGAAAAAAAAAGUGCAAGGGUCACUUUAUGCAUUCUUUAGUGGUUUUUGUAAAAGCUGCUUUUUCUAAUCUUCUGCCUCUUUUUUUCCCCCCUUCCUCCCCCUCCCACAUGAAUUGUGUAACACACAUACUGACACUGAGCAAUAGUCAAGUUCUCUCUUCGGUCCUAUCAUUUGAAAGCUCAGAAUCUUCACUUUUCCAGCAUUGCCCAGCUGAGUGGUGCAGAGAUCCCCCCACUUCUUGUUCGUUUGGGUUCUUUUUGUUAUUUUUCUGUUGUCGUUGUUGUUGACAAGAGCCUAGAUUUUUUUUGGCUAGUAAGAGUGGUUGAUGUUCAGGGUACUAUGUGAAAAGCACAGCGCUGGUAGGCAGGCUUAUUCCGAUUUGGUUUGGGUAUUUUUAGUUGAAGAAUAUAAAUUAUUCAAUCUUUCAUAACAUAUUACAAGAAAAUUGGUGUCUUCCAGAUAGCUGUCGUGAUAGAUUAUAAAUGCAUUAUCUGCAGUGGAAUUCUGAACUCAUCCCUUCUUUUUGUAGGAGUAAGAGAAUAUAAAUAUAAUUAGCGACGUAACACACUUGUCUUAGGAAGCACGAGGACUGGUCACCAGCGGGUCUUUGGUCUGCUUUUUCCAACUGGGCACAUGGAUCAUGGGUGAUGGGAAGGGAGCAGCAGGAGGAUGCAUGCCCUGGGAGCAUCUGGAACCCCUUGGGAAAGCGGGAUGCUCCCCCUCAGCCACGUCCUGGGGCAGUGUGAGGGAGAAGGAGGCUCCUUCCCUUGUGGCUGCUGUUUGCAGGCAGAGAUGUGCUGGGCAGCUGCUGAGGGAAGCAAGGACAUGUCCAAAGAUUGGGCUGGAGAGCUCCAGGUCCAAGGGUUGAUCUGGAGAGCUUCUCUCAGUUUUAGGUUUGGUCUGAGGAGCUCCUCCACGUCUAGGGUUUGGUCUGAAGAGCUCCUCCAGGUUCAGGGUUUGGUCUGAGGAGCUCCUCGAGAUUUAGAGUUUGGUCUGAGGAGCUCCUCCAGGUUUAGGGUUUGGACUGAGGAGCUCCUCCAGGUUCAGGGUUUGGUCUGAGGAGCUCCUCCAGGUUUAGGGUUUGGUCUGAAGAGCUCCUCCAGGUUUAGGGUUUGGACUGAGGAGCUCCUCCAGGUUCAGGGUUUGGUCUGAGGAGCUCCUCCAGGUUUAGGGUUUGGACUGAGGAGCUCCUCCAGGUUUAGGGUUUGGACUGAGGAGCUCCUCCAGGUUCAGGGUUUGGUCUGAAGAGCUUCUCCAGAGUAUGGUGGUGUGGGAAAAGAGGGCGUCUGGUUGAUGGAGAUGAGUCUUCAAGGCAGGGUGAAGGCAAGGUGGGUGGCUUCAGCUGGCACCCAUGGUGCUGGCAGGGCUGAGACCAAACUGCACUGCCUCCCUGGCAGCUGAGGUGUCCCCCUCCCAUUCCUUGGGUUACAGCUCCAAGACUUCCAGGAGAAAUGUUCAUCCAAGCACAAAUACCAGCACCGUGGAGGAAGGCUGGGGAGGGGGAAGAUGUCUGGCUGCUCUGCUUGGGGAGGUGGCAGAGGAGGAAGCAAUAGCAAUAAACACGUCGCCUCCUUCACAGGAAGGCACCUGAGAAGAGGUGACAGCAGGGAAGGUGAUCCACAGCUGACAUGGAGCAGGAUGGGGGACGCUGGGCACGCCGAGGCUGUGGGCAUCAGGGGCAUUUUGGGGGCGUUUGGCUUACCCAGGGACAGGAAGCUGGUGGCAUCCCCCCUCGGGGUGUCCAAGUAGAGCAAUAAGUUGUCUUGAGGGCAGCAGAGGCAGUUUGGAUUUGCAGACAACGCUUGUGGCCAGUUUGUUUUUAAAUCCUUGUCACUAAACCCAGCAUAGAAACAAGGGUUUUGGGACUUUUUUGGGGUUUUUUUUUUUAAGACAAAAGCUUGGUUGGGUUUUGAUUUUUGCCUCAAGUGUGCCAAAAGUGUUCUGUGCUCUCGGCGGAGUCUCCCAGCUUGGCCUGUGCUCCUGGAGCUCCUUCCCUGGAGCGUGGGCCAGGUGGGGAGUAACAAGCCUAGGGAUCCCAGGAGGACUUUCCCUCCCACUGGCUGGUCCCAGGAGGUUUGUCAGUUGGGUGUUGGCACUUCUGUUUGGGGGUCAUUUGGUUGAUUCUGCUGGUUUUAAAGGAAAUCUAGAGCAAAGCUCUGGUUGCCCUCCUCAGCCUCAGGAGGAACAAAGUGGGGGGAGAUUUGCUGUGGGGUGGGGAAGGGGCACCCUUGGGCUGCACUUUGGGCUGGUAUUGAGGGAAAGGAGAAGGAAAAAAAAGAGCAAAUAGGCAGCGGGUUCCCCAUUUGGCUUGGCAAAGCCAAGGAUUAGUAAAGAGCAGCAGGACCUUGGGAAAUAACACCAACACAUCAUCCUUGCACUGUUUGUAGCACGUUGCAGUUAAACCUGGGCCAAAAAAUCCCCAGAGCCUAAGAACUGAAGACUUCUGAGAUCCCUUUUCCCCCCUCUCAUGCUGACUUUGUGUUACACACCAGGAGCUGUCUGUCAGCAUUGAGUCAGGCCUCCCAAUGUAAAGGCACUUUGGUUUGGGGGGUCCAGUGAGCUUUGGGGUCCCUGUCCCAGCAGACACCAUCCCACCACUGCCCCAGACACCCUGCACCACCUUAGGAACCACUCCUAAAAUUCUGGCCCGUGUGUGGAAAGGAGAUGUUGGGCUUUCUCCUGGAAGGAAAAGAAACUUUAAAGGUGCGGGAGAAAGCCCCAGGAGUGGAGCAUGGUGGGUCACCCAGUGUUCCCACUGAUGAGCCCUGACACGGGGCAGUUGGGUUUUAAUUCCUUUGCUCAAAUAUUUCAUUCCAGCAAAGCUUUGCUGAUGUUGGUUAAGGAAAAGGGUUUUCCACAGUGAAGGAUCACACCGGGCAGCAGUGAGGGGUUAAAGCAUCCUUAGCAGCCACUGAAGUGUCUGAGAUUAAAAUUCCAGCUAAAGAGGAAGGAAAAAUAACUCUGAACCAUUAACCCAUCCCAGACCUUACCUUUACUUCAAAACACAAGCUGCUGCGAGGUGAGAUGUGGGGAGGAAAUGGGAUUUCAGUGGUGAUGGUGACCCCCAAAGCCCAGCAGCCCCUUGGAGCCUGAGGCCAUCAUGCCUCCAAGUGGCUGAACCCUCCAGGCAAGGAUUUGCUACUGCAUUUUAUGAAUAAUAAAUCACUCCGUUCAGCAUUGUUGCAGUUUUGGGAUGCAAUUCCCAGGAAAUGUUAUUUAAGGGGUUUGUUUUAAUGAGAGGUGUUCAGAGCAUCAGGUUUUCCUCCAGCCACCAGCAUCCCACUGAAUCUGGUCCUUCCCAGAGAGACCCCCCUGACUCUUUGCCAUCCCCUCUGGGAAUGUGGGGAUGAUGUGGUUCCCAGCUGGAGGGCAUGAAAUGGGAUCCUGGUUUUUUGAGCAGGAUGGAAAAAAAUAACAUUUGAGGCUUUAUUUUUGGUAAAAUCCAACCAGCCAACAAUAGCAAUAAGAGCUGCUGGAUACCCAUAAAUCCAGGUGUUUUUGGUUUGGGUUUUUUUUUCUUAAUUGCCAAUACUUUCAGGCCCUCCAACUGUGGUGACCCUCUGCCCAUCUUCCCUUUGCUUUGCUCCUGAGCCAGGAUCAGCCUCCAAAUAUUUUCUCUGCUGUGUGUUAGCAUUCCCUUAGGGGGAAAAAAAAAGGAAAAUAAAGCCUGUGACGGAGCUUGGGAGGGAGGAAAUCCUUGGAAAAGGCAUUUCUGUGGCAUGUUGCACCACGGCACUUGGAGAUUCUCUGGCAAUCAGGUAAAAGAACUUGUGGGAAUGUUUGCAGGGCAGGAACAGCAAAAUCUGUGGUUUGACAGGAGCGAUUCCCGUUUGGAAGCGCUCGGUUGUGCUGCUUGUAGGGAAUAAUCUUGAUGCAACAUGGCCACCUGCAGCCUCCCUGCAUCCUCCUGCAAGAGAUGGAGCUGGGAGAUGGAAUUUUCCAGGGGGAAGAGGGGUUCAGGAUCAGGGGAGGGGUUUGUAGGGAAGCAUGGCAAGGUGCAGGAAUCCACCCAACCCCUCCCAUUCCCACAACACGGCCUCGACCCACACCAGGCUCCCACCCCUCUUUCUGUGUAAUUAAUUUUAAAUUGAUUUUGACCACCAGACCAGCUCGUUUUUAAGUAUUAUUGGACCUCUUAAAUAAAAAUAAAUACCAAAAAAAAUUCCCUGAAAGAACAACAACAACAAAAAAUUUAAACCCAAGAGUAACCACGUCUUCCAAGUCUACAUCUCACAGGUGUGUAGGGAACAUGGCCUUGGACUGAUGCCCUGGAGAGCCCCACAGCCUCAGUUUGUCCAUCUGAAGUGUAAAUUUGGGGUUGUUUUCCCGUUUGUUUUCUGUUCUGGUUUUGGUUCUGAAGAUCAGGUCGUGAUCUCCCUGACAGAUUUCAGCCAAGAGUUUGUAACUGUACGAUAUUUACUGUAAGAUGUAGAACAUUCGAUAACUAUUAAAAUGUUUCCAAAAAAAAUUAAAUAAAUAAAUAAAAGAG